Molecule: messenger RNA, 6374 nt
Organism: Bactrocera neohumeralis
Lineage: Eukaryota; Metazoa; Arthropoda; Insecta; Diptera; Tephritidae
Product: cadherin-23
Biological process (GO): homophilic cell-cell adhesion
Cellular component (GO): plasma membrane; desmosome
Molecular function (GO): calcium ion binding
Source: RefSeq, a predicted model, not a curated record
AUGGUGCAUUUCAUGUUUAAACAUGAGCACAUUGCGUGUCUAGAUUAUUUUCCCUGGGAGUUUAUUAAAUCAAAUGUUUACGCCAAUCAACCAGGAACGUUCGAGGAGCUCGAAGACAAUAUUCAGUCCAGUAUUGCCGAAAUACUGCAUCGGUUCAUCGAAUAUUGGUACGCGACUCAUCAUAAAUAUGUUCUUCUGACGAUUAUAUCAAGAAGUACCUCUACUCACAACAAUAAUAUGAACAACGAAAAAGACUCCCAACGUCGCCAGUAUACUUUCAUCGUGUACAGUCCACAUUCUAUAGCAUUAAGCUACGAAAAUGCAUUACCAAAGAUCAGAAGAAAAUGCAGGAAAGUACGAUUAAAAUACAAGAAUUGCACAUACUCAAGUUCAAUUGCUUUACUGCUUUUGAUCACACUGCAAGUGGUGACGUGUAACCGACCCCCAAGAUUUGCCAUCGACGGUGGCCAAUCUGAAAUCGUUUUACGACUGAAGGAGAGUCCGGAGACUGCAGUAGGUUCCCAUAUAUACACGCUUAAAGGCGUAGAUCCUGAUAAUGAUCCUUUAGUGUUUGGUAAACGUCCAUCGCAUGACAGCGAAGUAAUUCGCAUUGAGAACACAGGCGAUAAUGAAGCUAAUGUCUAUUUGGCCAAAGAAUUAGAUAGAGAGUUACAAGACGAGUACUCCAUAGUAUUGACGCUAACGGAUAACCGCUACAACGACUAUAAUUAUGUCACGCAAAGUUUCUUACUAUUAGUGGAGGAUAUUAACGAUAAUGCACCCAUAUUUUUACCAUAUCAAAGCGCCAUAGAAAUUCCCGAAAAUAGUGACCCCUGUAUUUUAACAACAUUGGAGGCAACCGAUGAAGAUGAAGGUGCUUACGGACAAGUGGUUUACUAUCUGCAAGAAUUGGAUGGCGACAAUGAUAUAUUUUCCAUAUCAACAUAUCAGGGCAAAGGUGUGCUUCGAUUAACAGGCGAGUUAGAUUACGAGACGAAAAGCUUGUACCAAUUACGUGUGUUAGCCGUGGAUCGAGCCAACCAGGGACCUGUCAAUACUGGCACUGCCGCCAUUCUAGUCAAAGUGAUCGAUGUGGGCGAUCAACCACCCGAGUUUGUUCAAGUGCAAGCGAUAGCACGCAUAGCCGAAAAUGCAGAUAUUGGCACGCGAGUAUUGCAAGUCCGCGCCAUAGAUGGUGAUCGCGGCAUCAACAAUCCCAUUGUGUAUGAAUUGGACGCAAAUGAGUUGUUUGAUAUCGAUCAACAGACGGGUGUAGUCUACACUGCGCAAGAGCUAGAUCGCGAGGACACUAGUCAGCAAGUAAAUGGCGCCUAUAUAUUGAAAAUAACUGCGACAGAGGUACCACAGUUUAAAACAAGUGCAUCCGACGAGAUGAUGCAAGUUAGAACAGAAGUCACUGUGAUCGUGACAGAUAUAAACGAUGAAAUUCCAACAUUUAGACAAUCCAUUUACCGCUGUGAAGUUAACGAGAACUCCCAAAGCAAUACACCAUUGAGUUUUAUAGACGAUGAUGUGCAGAAUAUUGUCGAAGAUCACGAUAUAGGCAAUAAUGGCACAUUUCGUUUGUUUUUGGAUCCACAAAAUGACCUCUUCGAAAUCGUUCCUGCUGUGGCAGUUAACGAGGCCAACUUUAUGGUGAGAGUGAAAAAUGCCAAAGCAAUCGAUUACGAAGAAAUGAAGGAAAUUAAUUUUACACUCUUCGCAAGGGAAAUCGAUGAGCCAACUAGAUGGGGGUCGGCGCAUCUUCAAGUUUAUAUUCGUGAUCAGAAUGACAACUUUCCGGAAUUUACAAAAGCGAUAUACAAUACCACUAUCCCGGAAAACAGUGAGUUGGGCACGAUCGUUACACGAAUCGAAGCAACGGAUAUCGAUUCCGGCGAUUUUGGCACUAUGGGCAUUCGGUUCCUUAACCUACGUGGUGGCAUUGCGCAUUUGUUACAUCUCAACCCGAUUACUGGUGUUAUUACCGUCAAACAACCUGGAGAUUCUGCUUUCGAUCGCGAAAUUAUUUCUCUCCACUACCUCACGGUUGAAGCGAUCGACAAUGUAGGAAUUGGAAACCGUAACACCGCACAGAUUAUCAUCAACAUUGAGGAUGUCAACGAUAAUGCACCAAUUUUUGUACAGCGUCACUAUGAGGCCAAAUUGCUGGAAAAUAAAGCCGAUUUUGAAACACCACUAAUUUUGGAGGCGCGCGAUAUCGAUCUUAAUGGCUCUGAGAACAGCCAGAUAACGUAUGAAAUUGUGGAGGGUCUUUAUCGCGCUAAUUUUAGUGUUGAUCCAGAAAAUGGCUUUUUGCGACCUUUGCACUCUUUCGACUACGAAGAAUUACUUGAGAAUAGGCGCCGCAUACGUCGACGCGCCGAUAAUGGCGUGCGUGAGAUCGAUUUAUUGGUUCGUGCACGAGAUUCUGGUAUUCCUAUGCUUUCUACUGUGGUGCCAGUGCUGAUUUACAUCGAAGAUGUGAAUGAUAACCCACCCAUAUUUCAAAAGAAUUUUUAUGCGAAAACAAUACCCGAAGAUCUUCCGGGUGGCAGUUCCAUACUACAGGUGAUGGCAAUCGAUCGAGAUGGUUCUGCACCGAACAAUGUGGUUGUGUACCGAAUACAAAUGGGAGCGAGCGAUAAGUUUAUUAUUAAUUCGGAAUCUGGCGUAAUAUCAGUUGCAAAUGGCGCUAACCUGGAUCCGGAUUUGUCGGAGCCAAAGAAACACGUGUACACUCUCACCGUGCUUGCUUUGGAUGGCGGUCUCGGAAAUUCCCAACUAAUGAAUUCUGCCACAGUUAAUAUAACAAUUAAAGACGUUAAUAAUAAACCACCGGUCUUGGGUGAGUUACCCACUAUAAGGGUCAUGGAGAAUACUGCCGUGGGUACACAGAUAUUUCAAGUUCACGCUGCAGAUCUUGAUGAAUCGCCAAUAAUCCGAUAUCGUAUAAAUCGUGAAAAUUGUGAGGCGCGUAAUGAAGAGGGAACAUUUAUCAAACUAAGUGAAUUUGAUUUUGUAAGCGCAUUUGACUUGAAUCCCAUAGAUGGAACACUAAAGCUCCUGAAACUAUUGGAUCGCGAGAAAGUCGAGUAUCUGAAGCUCGCGAUAAAUGCUGAAGAUCUCGCAGCUAUAAAGGGUAAACAAAUAGUGGAAGCCUUUUUAAACAUAAUCAUUGAAGACGAAAAUGACAAUAAUCCGAAGUUUAAGCAGCCCUUCUAUCGCAAAACGAUUACUGAAAAUAGUAUUAACGGUGUUUUGAUUGCCAAUAUACUCGCCUAUGACGUUGACAAAAACAAAACAAUUACAUAUUCGUUAGAAGGAAAUCCCGCUAUAAGAAAUCUCGUACAUAUUGAUCCACAGACAGGGGAAAUGGUUGUCGCAAAUAAAAUCGAUCAUGAACAAUAUCAAUGGUUAAAUUUGACUGUUCGUGCUUCAGACUCGGGCGUUCCACCGCGAUCUGCAUUAGUCGAUGUUUAUGUGUCUGUGUUGGAUGAAAAUGACAAUAAUCCGUACUUCAUUGGUGGAUCUAAGAACUAUACAAUAAGUGAAAAUGUAGAAAUAGGCGCUCGAAUUGGCACUGUGCAGGCAAGCGAUGCUGAUUCAGGGGAUUUCGGAAAAAUCACCUUUCUCAUGGAUCGCAUAAGUUCACAGGGAAAAUUCUCAAUUGAUGCGGACACUGGUGUACUAUCCGUCGCCGAUAAAUUAGACCGCGAAACGAAAGAUUUUUAUAUGUUAGUAAUCGAAGCAUGGGACAACUACCAAUUUGGAUUCUUAGCGGGAGAAAGUCGCAAUGCCUUCAAGCAAAUAUUCAUAUCCAUACUAGACGAAAACGAUAAUGCGCCCGAGGUUUUCCUACCCACAAGCUGUGUGCUUAUUACUGAAUAUCAUGAAUUAAACGAAAAAAUAGCGACUAUCCGCGGCAAAGAUGCAGAUGAUCCGAAUUCACCAAACGGGCGCUUGGAAUUUCAAAUAACUAAAGGCAAUAAAUUCGAUCUCUUUGAAUUGCAUCAGAUCGACGAUUGGACUGCAAAUAUUUAUGCACGCACACCUUUACUAAACAAAUUUGGUAAUCACACAAUCACUAUAACCACUCGAGAUCUAGGUGUACCCUCGAAUAUUCUUACCAAAACUUUGGACAUCUGUAUAUCAGAUUUCAACGAUCAUUCGCCUGUUUUCGUUACCCCUUUGCACAACACGACACUGCGAAUACCUGAGAACAUUACUGUGGGUACUCAACUGCUGCAAGUGGUGGCCACCGAUGAGGAUAUUGGUAUGAAUGCAUUAGUGCGAUAUCGAUUGAAACCCGAUCCAUUAGGCAGCUACAAAAUAUUUGACAUUGAUAGUGAAACUGGGCAACUAUUUUUGAAGGAAAGUUUAAACCGUGAAAAGCAGAAGAUUCAUGAGAUAAGAAUCGAAGCGUAUGAUCAGGGCCUUCCCACAUCUCUAAGUUCCGACUUGGAUUUGACAAUAUAUAUAAGAAACGUAAAUGAAUACGAACCACAAUUUGUGGUAGAAGAAAUAAACGUCAACUUUACAGAGCAUGCUGAUCCUGGAUCGGAGCGAGUUAAACUACCCGACACCAUAGAUAAAGACGAAGUAGAUGAUCUUGACGACCCUCCUAGCUUAAUUUGUUAUUUCAUUGUAAAAGGCAAUGAACAAGGUCACUUUAAACUCCAUCCCGAAACACACAUACUCAGCGUCGAAAAGGAGCUCGAUCGUGAAGUAAUUGCCAACUAUUCACUCUAUGUGAGAGCCACGGAAAAUUGUGCAAAUGAUAUUUUUCAAACAAAUCGUCGUUCAGAUAGCUUCGUAGGUAACAAUGCGCACACGCAAAUGCAGGCGAAUGUCGGCCGGAAGCAGGCAGGCUUUUUGCGAAAUGGGGAAUAUUUCAAUCGAUACAAGCACUCGCGAAAUUUGCGCUCAAUAACUGACGACGAAACUCAAAACGACGACUCUUAUGAAUUCUCCAAUGAGAAUAAUAACCUCACUAGUGAAGAGAUUCUAUUAUUUGAUAGUACAGUGGUGCGCGUACGUGUUCGCGUAUUAGACAUUAAUGACAAUCCACCACAUUUCCCCACAAAGGUAUUCACUGGUGGCAUUACCACAAGUGCCGAUUUCGGAACACAGUUUAUGCGUGUGGAAGCUAUAGACCCAGAUGAAGGAGUGAAUGCGAAAAUCUCUUACUAUAUAAUUGGUGAUAUCAGACAAACUUUGUCGGAGGGCUUAGAAAAUGUUAAAAAGUCACCAUUUCUUGUUGAUCGCGAAACGGGUAAUGUGCAAUUAAAUUUCGACCCACAGAAAGGAAUGAAGGGUUAUUUCGAUUUUAUGGUGCUAGCAAACGAUACCUUGGGCAUGAAGGACGUGGCUCAUGUAUUUAUCUACUUACUGAGGGAGGAUCAAAAAGUGAAAUUUGUUUUUCGGCUGCAACCGGAUGAGUUGCGACAGAAAAUUAACACCUUCAGAGAUAUACUUAGCAACGUCACUGGCGCAAUAGUAAACAUAGACGAAAUUAAGGUGCAUGAAAAUAAGGAUGGCUCGGUUGAUAAGACCAAAACUGAUCUAUACAUGCAUUUGGUUGUAAGGGAGGACAAUUCUAUAUACGAAGUGCCUGAAGUGUUAAAGCUAAUCGAUCUGCAUAUUGAACAUCUGGAUAAUCUUUUCAAAGAGCUCAAUGUUUUGGAUACGCAGGCAGCGGAAGCUGAGUUGCUUAUCGCCGGACCACCGAAGCCAAUGUUUGUUUGGUUGAUUUUUACGAAUUUAUUUUUAGCCACUUUGUUAGUGGUAACAUUGGCACUGUGCGCCUCCCAGCGAAAGGGUUAUAAGAGGCAAUUGCGCGCCGCUAAAGUAAAUAUAUUCCGAAACUCAUCAUUAUCACUGCACAACAACAUAGAGCCAGCAACACGAGUGCCCAACACGAAUAAACACAGCGUGCAAGGCUCAAACCCGAUCUGGCUGAAAGGUUACGAAAAUGAAUGGUUCAGAAAUGACGAGAAUCUGAGUCAAGGCGGUCAAGAUUCGUUGGACGACAAUUUUCUUGCCAUUGGCGCACAGGAUAUACACGAAACACUGAAAGGCACCGCAAAGCUCUUCAAUCAUACAAAUGACCUCAACCGGCACUUCAAUGUUUACAAUCAAAUUGAUAAAUUAACAAAUAAUGCUCAAAUUUUAGCACGUAAGUUGGAGACUACCGAAUUAUGAGAGACAACCAAUGUUAAGAAAUUAGUUGUAAUAUUAAUUUAUUUUUGUAAAUAAAAUGGAGUCUUGAUAUGGAAAUGUUUCUGUUUCAAUGUUUGUUUAACAAUACAGCUUUUGAUUAAUUGAUAUCGGAGAUAUAAUAUUUCGAUCUCUCUCGUUGACUCUCUCUAGUU